CGUCCGUGGUGCCGACAGCAGCUGUGUAGAUGCUGCUCCCCAGACUAAGCGGCCCUUCAUUUCCAGAACUUAAUUCUCGCAAAUCUCCUUUUCUGGCUUAUUAGCGUCAUUACCUCCUGAUGACGUAAUUCAAACUCGGAGCUGCGCUUGAGCUUGCGCACCGCGCAGUUGUCCUGCUCAAACACACUCCAUGAUCAAUACCAUCAUGAAUUACAAUCCAACAAAAAUAAUUGCUGUUGGUCUCUGCCUAUCAUGCUCUGCGUAUGCUCAGUCUUCUGAUUCGUAUUCCUAUUAUUGGAGUGGACGUAUCGCUGGGAUUGUGGUCGGCAUCAUAUUUUUAUUAUUACUCGCAUUAUGCUGUGGAGCUGCGAGUAGACGUCGACGGCGUUUGACAUCUACCGUCACUAAGCCGCCGGAUGUACCAGGGACGAAUGCUCAACCUGGUACAUCUUACUCGUUUCCAAUGUGGCAAGGGUCGCAGACGUAUGGAGCUCCGCCUGGUCACAUGUCCAAUACUGCAAACAUGAAUCCAUAUGAGUAUCCUGGAUCACAGCCCCCUCCCCCUCCGUAUGUGAAAGGAGAGGGAGGAGUCAACAUGCCGCAGGAAACAAAUUACUCCUCGCCUCCAGGUCCCCCACCGGCUGCACAUACGAGAGAAAACAAUCAUUUUGUAUGAGGUCUCACUGCCCAGGAACGUUUCAUGAAUUGCGGAAUAGUUCCGCGGCAUCUAUUCUUGCUUCGUACAUUUCAGAUAUUAUGAUCACCCUACUAAGAAUGGCAUUUAUCUCAACCCUUGUGUAUCAAGUCUUCUAAGUGUAUAAUACUAAGCAGGCUAUUUCCGUAUGAAAACUCAAUCACAUCUUUAGUUCAGUCAUACG
Molecule: messenger RNA, 878 nt
Organism: Suillus bovinus
Lineage: Eukaryota; Fungi; Basidiomycota; Agaricomycetes; Boletales; Suillaceae
Exons: 4
Coding region: 191-676 (161 amino acids)
Source: RefSeq, a predicted model, not a curated record